AUGGCGUUUCCUUUCCCUCAGGGGUGGGCACGGCCCAAAGUGAAGCUCUACGAGGGAGACACCGACCCGCAGGAACACGUGAACUUCUUCGUGGGCGCGAUGCAGUAUGCUGGGGCCAGCGACCCUUUAUACUGCCGCUGCUUCCCCAUGAGCCUUGGAAAAGGACCCAUGAACUGGUUCCAGAAUUUACCGAGCAACUCACUGCACGACUGGAACGGAGUUGUGUCAUGUUUUUUAGCCCAGUAUUCCUCGGUGCGCAGCAUACCGAAGACCGCGCAGACUUUGGCCUUGGUUAAGCAGAAGGAGAAGGAGUCUCUGAAGGCAUUUCUCAAUCGGUUCAACAAGGAGGCCGGUGAUAUCACCGGACUCCUCCCCGACACAAGGUUGGUCCUGGCUACCGCAGCCCUUGCGCCAGGACCGUUCCUGACCUCUCUGGACGGCAAGCCCGCCAACACUCUGGAGGAAUUCCUAGCUCGAGCAGAAAAAUUCAUAAACAUGGAGGAUGCCGCGACCCUAAGAGCCGCGAGUCAGACGCUCGCGAUCAAAGGACCGCCGAAGUUGAAGGAAAAUAAGGACCAACCUUCGACCCGAGAGUCCCGACGGAAGGGUCAGGACGAACGGAAGUCGAAGCGAAAGAAGUACGAUAGUUAUACCCCACUGAACUCCUCCCUUUCACGCAUCCUGAGGGAGAAAGCCUCCACCGACCUCAGAGACCGUCCCCCCCCACUCCUGACGAGAGGCGACAAGCUGGAUUCUAAGAGAUUCUGUGAGUUCCACGACAGCCCGGGUCACAACACUGACGAGUGCCUGAACCUCAAGGACAAGGUGGAAGAACUAAUCAGAGCAGGACGACUGUCCAGGUAUGUAGCUGUGUCGACGGGGGCCCUCCAGCGCCCGCGCUCGCCACCCCCAAGACGGUCACCGACCCCUCCAAGACACCGAGACCGGUCUCCUCCCAAACGCCGAUCGGUGGAACGUCGCGACAGGUCUCCUCCGCGUCGCCACAGCCCCGAGCGUCGCCGGAGCCCCGAGCGUCGCCGGAGCCCCGAGCGUCGCGGACGCAGCCGGGAACGGCGAAGAAGCCCCGACCGCCACGGCCAGGAUGAAGUCAGAAGACAACACGGGAAUAAUCUAGUCAGCGUCGGCUCAAUAGGAGGAGGAUGGGCCGCAGGCGGUCCCACCAACAACAGCCGGAAAAGGAGUACUCGCGUCAUCAUGUCAGCGGCUGGACGGCCCCGACCAGGGUCCCUCCACCCCCCAAGGCAGAAGGUGGCCAUAACCUUCACAGAGGACGAUUACGGCGAGGACACCGGCGAAGAAGAUGACCCCAUCGUCAUUGAAGCUCUGAUCGGCAACGGUAAGAUCCGAAGGACACUCAUCGAUACAGGUAGUUCGGCGGACAUUAUGUUUUAUGAUGCUUAUAAGAGCUUAGGGCUAUCGGUGAAAGACCUGCUCCCCUACGACCAUGAUUUGGUUGGGUUCACAGGGGACAGAGUCCUACCCUUAGGAUAUUUUGAUACUUGCCUUUCCUUGGGAGAUUACAGAAUUUGCAGGACUAUAAAAGCCCGCUUUCUGGUGGUGGAGUGUCCGACGGCGUACAACGCCAUUCUGGGCAGGCUAAGCCUCAACACUUUCAGGGCGAUCAUAUCCACCCACCACCUGAUGUUGAAGUACCCCUGGGCAGGAAGGGCGGUACCAGUACGCGGCAAUCUAGAAAUGGCGAGGAGCUGCUACAACUCCAGCUGCAGACUGGCCAGGGAGGAAAGGAAGAAGAAGAAGUCCAAAGUGCACGACCAGCAGAACAACUUUCACGUUCAACACACCAGUUUCAUGACCGACCUUGACCCCCGCGUGGACCAGUCUAGAGACGACCAACGCCUCAAACCCGACGGGGAGUCCCACCCCAUCCAGGUCGGUCCCCUUCCAGAGAACACUACCAACAUAGCUCGGGACCUUCCCCGAGACCUCUCCAAACGAAUGGAAAAAUUGCUACUUUCCAAUGGGAAGCUGUUUGCCUGGUCGUCAGCCGACAUGCCCGGCAUUGACCCCGCCUUCUGUAGCCACAGACUUUCCGUCGACCGGAAGUUCAAACCAGUUGCUCAGAAGAAGAGGCAGAUGAGCGCUGAGAAGCAGUAG
This is a messenger RNA of Lotus japonicus, 2136 nucleotides long. RefSeq lists its product as uncharacterized. The record is from RefSeq and is a predicted model, not a curated record. Bases 1 to 2136 code for a protein of 711 amino acids. The transcript has a single exon. Lineage: Eukaryota; Viridiplantae; Streptophyta; Magnoliopsida; Fabales; Fabaceae.